Messenger RNA from Sphenostylis stenocarpa, 813 nucleotides. The record is from the annotation of a GenBank genome assembly. Lineage: Eukaryota; Viridiplantae; Streptophyta; Magnoliopsida; Fabales; Fabaceae.
AUGGCUUCCGCUUGUGCUUCCUCUGCCAUUGCUGCUGUUUCCAUCUCCAAUCCAAGUUCCCAGAAGAAUGGAUCAUCCUUGGGAACCCCCAAAGCUUCUUUUCUUGGUGGAAGGAAAUUGAGGGUGAACAAAUACACAGCAGCAGUUGGAGGACGAUCCACCACUACAGUGUGCGCAGUAGCGGACCCUGACAGGCCUCUCUGGUUUCCAGGCAGCACCCCUCCUCCAUGGCUUGAUGGCAGUCUCCCUGGAGACUUUGGCUUUGACCCUCUUGGUCUGGGAUCUGAUCCGGAGAGUCUGAGGUGGAAUGUUCAGGCAGAACUAGUGCACUGCAGAUGGGCAAUGUUGGGUGCUGCUGGGAUUUUCAUUCCAGAAUUCCUGACAAAGAUUGGUAUCUUGAACACUCCUUCAUGGUACUCAGCUGGAGAACUGGAAUAUUUCACAGACACCACUACCCUCUUCAUAGUUGAGCUCUUUUUCAUUGGCUGGGCUGAGGGUAGAAGGUGGGCUGACAUAAUAAAGCCAGGGUGUGUCAACACGGACCCCAUCUUUCCCAACAACAAGCUCACAGGAACUGAUGUUGGUUACCCAGGUGGGCUUUGGUUUGACCCCCUUGGAUGGGGAAGUGGUUCUCCUGAGAAGAUCAAGGAGUUGAGAACCAAGGAGAUCAAGAAUGGGAGAUUGGCCAUGUUGGCUGUGAUGGGUGCAUGGUUCCAGCACAUAUACACCGGCACUGGUCCUAUUGACAACCUCUUUGCCCACCUUGCAGAUCCUGGCCAUGCUACCAUUUUUGCUGCUUUCACCCCCAAGUGA